Onychostoma macrolepis is the source of this 2177-nucleotide messenger RNA. It is a transcript of the gene bbs12, whose product is annotated as Bardet-Biedl syndrome 12. The record is from RefSeq and is a predicted model, not a curated record. The transcript is spliced from 2 exons. Lineage: Eukaryota; Metazoa; Chordata; Actinopteri; Cypriniformes; Cyprinidae. Bases 71 to 1861 code for a protein of 596 amino acids. Gene Ontology annotation, molecular function: ATP binding. Gene Ontology annotation, biological process: photoreceptor cell maintenance; chaperone-mediated protein complex assembly.
GGCAUCCGUCUCUUAGCAACGAGCUGUUAGCAAGAGUGCUGUAGUGCGGCGCGCAUGCGCAUUUCAGAACAUGGCCCUACCACGUAAACAAUGCAGCUCAGCGGUGAAGAUGUGUGGAAGUGCCACUGUCGCUCAGCGCCACCAUAUCGGACUCCAGCAGUUAGAGGCUAUAGCUGCCACCACACAUGGCUUUCUGGGCCCCAACAAACGGCCCAAGUUUAUCCAGAAUGAAGACGCCAGGGAUGCGAUGUUGGUCAGCUCCUGUUCACGUCUGCUUGAGUGUAUCGAGCUGGACGGCUCAGUCGGACAACUGCUGCUUGAGACAGUACAGGCCCAGCAGAAGCUCUUCCACUCCGGGACGGGCGUGCUGGUGUUUCUGGCUGGAGUCUGGGGAAGAGUUGCAUUAGAGUGUCUAAACAGAGGAAUAACUGUGCUGGAUAUCAAAACAGCCAUGAGAAAAGGACUGGAGGUGUGUUUGGAGGUGUGCAAACAAUCGGCUGUAGGUGUAGAAGAAGUUUCUUGCCUGAAACUAAAGGACUGCAAACCUACUUCAGCUCUUAAAUCAGUCAUUCAGGACACAAAGAUGCAGCACAUGGAUGUUAAACACUCUCAGAAUCUCAGGUUGACACUAAAACACAGCAGACACUUUAAUUUCCAUGAUGCACAGACUGAAAACACACAAAAAGCUCUGAAUGACGUAACUCACAUAGCACAAGCCGUCAGCCACGGAUGUGACUCCUCCAUGCGUUUAGUUUUAAAAGCAUGCAAAUUGCAAUCCAAAAACACAGAAAAUGCACAGAACAGAUGUUUGGAUAUUCAAAAACUGGUCACGUGCCUCAUUCCAGGCCGGUCUGAGGAGAAAUCAUGCGUGUUACAUGGCUUUGUCACGUUGCUGUCAGUCGAACAAGCCUCUGUGGUUCAACGCCUUCAGGGUCAGGCGUUAAAUAUCGCUUUGGUGAACGGCGAUUUGUGCGAGAAGUAUCGCCACGUGGGUUUUAACAGGCCUGGGAAUGUCGUGCACAUCACGGAUCACGCUAACAUGUCUGGCGUGAGUCUGGAAGAGCGUUGGAUUGAGGAUGUAUUAAGAAAACUGCAUGAAUUCAGCAUAGAUGUUGUGCUUGUGAGCGGCACAGCUGGCGCAAAACUCAAAGACCGAGUUCUCGGCGCAAACGUCCUGGUUAUUGAAGGUGUUAAAAACAGCGUUUUGAAGGACUUUAGCACUUGUACAAGCGCUGUUCCGGUUUCGUACGUCACACAGAUCGACGAGAACUGCGUGGGACAGGGAGUUACAGUAAGUCAACAGAGAGAUUUCAGUGGAAAAAAUGAUUUAGUCGCAAUCAGCAUUGUGACUGCAAGCACAUCUCUGGUCACGGCGGUCAUAAGCAGCUCUGUAUCUGCUAAACUGCAAAGUUUGGAGGAUCAGUUUUGGAGCUGCGCUCAUCGGUUGCACCAAGCGCUCACAGAUGGGAAGUUGCUGCAUGGUGCAGGAACCACCGAACUCCUUUGCAUCCAGCAGCUUCAUCAAUCUAAACAGACAGAGAUGGAAAACCCACAGGAAGGUGUGGUGCUGGAGCUGAUGGCCGAAGCCUGGAUGGAUUAUGUCUCCACUUUGAUGAUGAACAGUGGGUCGGUGGGGUCCAAAGCAGAGGCUUGGACGGCUAUUGCACAUCAGAUGAGACAUUAUAAAGAUGCCAUAUCGCGGGAUGCAGAUGGAGCUGGUGUGUAUGAUAACGUGACAGUGAAGUCUGAAGCCUGGAGGAGAGCUCUUGAUCUGGUGUUUUUGGUGCUUCAGUCUGACACGGAGAUCAUUACAGGUGUCAGUGAAGGAGAAAAUGUUUACAGGGAGCUCAUGUAUCUUUGAUAUCUGAGGCAUAAUUAUUAUUAUUUUUUAAAUCAAAAUAGAAUUUAAACUUUAUUUUCAUAUAUUCUUCACUUUGAAGAUACUUUAGGUCUUUUCUAUUCAAGUAAAAAUAUGCUAAAAUACAUGACAUUAUGAGUGUUUCAAAAAUUUGCGUAAUAAAAUGAAUGGUUUUGUUGAAUGAAUUUGUUUUUUUAUUUAUUAUUUGUCUGUUUUGUACAAAAAUACAUAUAUGUUGGAAAUGAUCAAGUCUAAUAAAUAAUUACAGAAAUUGCCUAAAAAAGGAAUAAAUACAUAAAUUCAGGACUAAAUUGUGUGG